AUGGUCAAGGCGUUCAUCACCGGCGGCACCCUGGCAAUCCUCUUCAUAUUCCUCUUCUCAUUCGUGGGAGUUUUCGGGGCCAUGACGGCGAUCCUCCGCCCAGAGACGGUGCCCUGUGAGAUCUAUGCCGGCAUGCUGGCCGGCCAGCCGCCGGCUGUCGCCCGCUACUUUGGCACGGCCGUCUUCUCGCUGGUCAACCUCAUUUUCCUGGUCAGCAGCUGCACCGUUCUGGACUCGACGUUCGCAUCCACCUCGAAGCUUUUCGGGCCCGAGCUCUGCGGCGCGAUCACGCGCGGCCGGCCGCUGCCGCCGCAGCUGGCCACGAAAAAGCACACCUGGGUGGGGCGUGUUGCCAUGGUCCUCAUGGCAUUGGUCGGCACCCUGCCCCUCAUCGCCGGCCCCUCCGCCCUCGACGCCACCACCAUCAGCGGCACCAUGGUCGUAGGCUUGGGCCCGCCUGUCUUUGCGCUGAUGUUCAUCAAGGGGUACCGCCCCCUCGUCUUCCACCUGCCGUUCUGGACUGGCGUCGCGUUUGGCAUUGUGAUGCAGCUCUCCUCCAGCCCCUGCUGCAAGGACAUGAUGAACAUGACAGGUGGGGGGGAGAACAUGACAGGUGGGGGAGAGAAGAUGACAGGUGGGGGGGAGAGCAUGACAGGUGGGGGCGAGAAUAUGACAGGUGGGGGCGAUCAGGUGGUGGAGGGGAACAUGAUCAACGUGACAGGCUUCAAGAUCGGGGGCGGGACCUACGCCCUGCUCCUGGGAGUGAAUGUAACCAGCACCAUCUGCUGCUGGGCCCUCGGCGGCCUGGCACUCCUCGACAACCGCACCGGGCGCGAUCUGGUAACCUUGGAUGACGGCCAGGACGGCGUCGUUGACGGCGGCGACGAGGCAGUCGCUGUGGGCUCCAAGGAUGCGGGCGCCCCGCUGCCGCCGGCCGGCGCCGGGGCCGUCUCCGCAGUUUGA
This is a messenger RNA of Monoraphidium neglectum, 963 nucleotides long. RefSeq lists its product as hypothetical. The transcript has 6 exons. The coding region runs from base 1 to 963 and encodes 320 amino acids. NCBI's taxonomy places the organism in Eukaryota, Viridiplantae, Chlorophyta, Chlorophyceae, Sphaeropleales, Selenastraceae. The record is from RefSeq and is a predicted model, not a curated record.